AAUUCCGGAAGGUGCUGCACAGCUGUGGCGGCGGGUACUGCGUUAGUGAUUAGAGUUUCUUCCCUGCCGGAGGUGGGAUACACGGUAGCAUCAUGGUCGAGGAGGUACAGAAACAUUCUGUACACACCCUUGUGUUCAGGUCGUUGAAGAGGACCCAUGACAUGUUUGUAGCUGAUAAUGGAAAACCUGUGCCUUUAGAUGAAGAGAGUCACAAACGAAAAAUGGCAAUCAAGCUUCGUAAUGAGUAUGGUCCUGUGUUGCAUAUGCCUACUUCAAAAGAAAAUCUUAAAGAGAAGGGUCCUCAGAAUGCAACGGAUUCAUAUGUUCAUAAACAGUACCCUGCCAAUCAAGGACAAGAAGUUGAAUACUUUGUGGCAGGUACACAUCCAUACCCACCAGGACCUGGGGUUGCUUUGACAGCAGAUACUAAGAUCCAGAGAAUGCCAAGUGAAUCAGCUGCACAGUCCUUAGCGGUGGCAUUACCUUUGCAGACCAAGGCUGAUGCAAAUCGUACUGCCCCUAGUGGAAGUGAAUACCGACAUCCUGGGGCUUCUGACCGUCCACAGCCUACAGCGAUGAAUUCAAUUGUCAUGGAGACUGGCAAUACCAAGAACUCUGCACUGAUGGCUAAAAAAGCCCCUACAAUGCCAAAACCCCAGUGGCACCCACCGUGGAAACUCUACAGGGUUAUCAGUGGGCAUCUUGGCUGGGUUCGAUGUAUUGCUGUGGAACCUGGAAAUCAGUGGUUUGUUACUGGAUCUGCUGACAGAACUAUAAAGAUCUGGGACUUGGCUAGUGGCAAAUUAAAACUGUCAUUGACUGGGCAUAUUAGUACUGUGCGGGGCGUGAUAGUAAGCACAAGGAGCCCAUAUCUGUUCUCUUGUGGAGAAGACAAACAAGUGAAAUGCUGGGAUCUCGAAUACAAUAAGGUUAUACGGCAUUAUCAUGGACAUUUAAGUGCAGUGUAUGGUUUGGAUUUGCACCCGACAAUCGAUGUGUUGGUAACCUGUAGUCGAGAUUCAACUGCACGGAUUUGGGAUGUGAGAACUAAAGCCAGUGUACACACAUUAUCUGGACAUACAAAUGCAGUUGCUACAGUGAGAUGUCAGGCUGCAGAACCACAAAUUAUUACAGGAAGCCAUGAUACUACAAUUCGAUUAUGGGAUCUGGUGGCUGGAAAAACAAGAGUGACAUUAACAAAUCACAAAAAAUCAGUUAGGGCUGUGGUUUUACAUCCAAGACAUUACACAUUUGCAUCUGGUUCUCCAGAUAACAUAAAGCAGUGGAAAUUCCCUGAUGGAAGUUUCAUUCAAAAUCUUUCCGGUCAUAAUGCUAUUAUUAACACAUUGACGGUAAAUUCUGAUGGAGUGCUUGUAUCUGGAGCUGACAAUGGCACCAUGCAUCUUUGGGACUGGAGAACUGGCUACAAUUUUCAGAGAGUUCACGCAGCUGUGCAACCUGGGUCUUUGGACAGUGAAUCAGGAAUAUUUGCUUGUGCUUUUGAUCAGUCUGAAAGUCGAUUACUAACAGCUGAAGCUGAUAAAACCAUUAAAGUAUACAGAGAGGAUGACACAGCCACAGAAGAAACUCAUCCAGUCAGCUGGAAACCAGAAAUUAUCAAGAGAAAGAGAUUUUAAUGAAUGUGGAAUUUUUUCUCUCUCUUUUUUUUUCUUUUUAAUUAAAAAAAAAAAAGCUUGGCGUUCAUGAGGAUAUCCAGUCAUUUUGUGCUCUGGCUGGGAAUAUAAAGGAGAAAUUCACUUGCUUCAAUCAUUGCUGCUUCAUAUUUUACAAUAAACUGUCCCCUGUCCCCUACCCCUGUGUUUUUAUUUCUAAAACAAUUUGUGAUACUAGGAAGAUGCAGAUAUCAAGUAAAUGCAGGUUUAUUGAACAUAACUAUUCUAGAUGUAAUAUUUUGACAGUCUUAUUAGAAAACCCCCUUUUUUAAAAAAAAUGUAUGAAACCGAUAAUUAGGACAUUUGAAGGAGCAGUAGUUUUUUUUUAGUCCUUUAAAAAAUAACAUCUGUGACUAAUAAUUUGAGAUUAAAAGAUUUGAAGUCUUAAUUUAUGUAUGUUUAUUCCAAAAACAGUUUUUGAGUGUAUGUUCUACAAAGUUCUGCACUAGAUACUGUUCAGGAAAUAGACAAGUAAGAUGUGUCUAUCCUCUAAGACUUCCAGUUUGGUAGCUUAGUAUAGAAAUUCUGUAACAGAGGUGCAGGUGAAAUGCUGGGGGAACAGAAGGGAUAAGACCAUUUAUUUUUCUCAGGAAGGAUUGUGGAAGACUUCAUAGAGUAAGUGGCAUUGGAGAUUACCUUGAAGUGAAGGAAGACAAAGAAGGAAAAGAGAUGAGGCAUAAAGUGAUGAAACCAGGCACAAGAAAGUGUGCGGUGUGUUCUGGGACAAAGAAUGUUCUGCUACUGUCGAAUAAUGGGACUAAAGCUGGCUUGUUCUGGGGAAAGCUCAUAUAAGUAUGGAUUUUAUUCCUCAACUAGUAGGAUACCAAUACUGGUAUUGAAACUUGGGGAAAAUAACUGGAGAUACCAGUGCAGCUAUUUAAAGCUGUAGCAAGGGCUGCAAUCUUGCGGAGAUUUUAAAGAGAAGUUUUAAAGUUUCUAAUACUGAUGCCUCUUUUUGGUAAAUACAAGUUUUAUAAAUCCUGCCCUGGGAUCCUGAUUCCCCAUUAAUCAAGAUUUGUCAGACUUCACCUUCUAUAAUUAGAAAACACAGUUAUAAGAACAGUCAAUUUUUUAAAUUUUCCAAAUUAAAAAAUUGCACCAUGAUUUUGAACAAGCACUUCCAAUUACAUUACCCAUCUUGUAUGCCAUAGGUGGGAGUAUAAUUGUCACAGCCUUUAGGAAUGUAGUUUUCUGGGAUUUAUUGAAACUUUGAACCUUUUGGCCUACUAAGUUCAUUCCUAGGAAACUGCCUAAUGGGAAUGAUCUGACAAGUGUACACAAGCAAAGUCAUUGCACCUUUGUUCUUUAAUACUUAAAACUAGCCCAAAUGCCCUGUCAGUAAGGGACUGGUUUAAUAGAUGGUACCUUUAUGCAAUUUGUUUCUAAGUAUUCGUUAAGAGAGUGAGGAAUGUCUGGAUUAUUAGGGCAAGAUUUCUAAACUUGGGUAAAAAAAAAAGUUGUGCAAGCAUUUUUGUGGACAACUUGAUGCUCUAAAAUAUAAGUAACACCACAUUACUAACAGUGGCUUUGUUAGGAAGCAGAAUUAUGGAAGAACUUUCAUGGGUGGCUUUACAUAUUUCUAUAAUGUUUUAAUUUUCUAUAAGCAUGUAUUUCGUAAACUUAAAUAAAGAAAAAAGAACACUA
This is a messenger RNA of Homo sapiens (human), 3317 nucleotides long. It is a transcript of the gene PLRG1, whose product is annotated as pleiotropic regulator 1. The record is from RefSeq and is marked reviewed. Gene Ontology annotation, biological process: mRNA splicing, via spliceosome. Bases 93 to 1637 code for a protein of 514 amino acids. Gene Ontology annotation, cellular component: nuclear speck; nucleus. Lineage: Eukaryota; Metazoa; Chordata; Mammalia; Primates; Hominidae. The transcript has 15 exons.